AAGAACGCCUGCAACGCCAUGGCGAACCUUGCUCUCAAGGAGGAGUUCCAGUUUAAGAUCGUGUCGGAGGGAGGGAUCCGCCGUCUCAAUGAGAUGGCGUUCGAGGCCGCCACCAACGAGAUCAAGUUCUUCGUCGCCCUCGCCAUGGCGCGCAUCGCCAAGAAUGCCCAGCUCCGGCUGGAUAUGGUGCUGGCCGAGGAGGGCUCGCUCUACAAGACGCAUGAGGCUCUGAUCCGCCUCGCUCUGCCCCCACCUCAGAACUCAGAGAGGGUACAGACGCAGGCAGCAGAAGCUCUGGGGCUGCUGCUCUUAGAGGAAAACCUUCACUGCACUCUCGUGCACGCCGGGGUCCUCCCUGUGAUCAUGCGGCAGGCCAAUCCUUCCCAACAGUCCGACUUCCGUCGCACAGCCCUGCACGCCUUGAGAGGGCUUUCUAUCGCGUCGUUGAGGAACCAAGCGUCAGGUUGCGUCCAGAUUUCCCAGCUGGAGAGCGAAGUCCGCAAGUUGGCCGAGAUGGCACAGGCAGACGCUGCUCUGCGCUUAGGACUCGCAUGCUUCGGCCUCAUGUUGAAGAAGGAGAAGAUCGACGCCACUUGGUCGCUUGCUAGCCCCACCUACUCCACGAUGAUCGAGAGAAUCACUUUCAGUGAUGACUCGAAGGUUCGCGCCGGGCUGAAACUUCCCAAACUGGAUCCCAUAGAUCCGCUAGAGGUCCAUGAGCACCAUGUUCAACCUCAUUCCCACCAUUCGUCGUCUCGGAAGGAGUCGGAGAGGAGAGAAGAGGAGGAGUUUGCAUCGCUAGGAGGAGCUGAGAACGGGGGGUUGGAAGAGGAGAUUCAGUCAUGCAUACAGCACCUCCUGGAGGCGCAGAAACUGCUGCACCUGGUGACUGGGAGGUCUCCUCCGAGGACUUGGCUGGAGGACUGCGACUCCUUGGAGGCUCACUCGGAUCCCUUCAACCCUCCGCUCCGCGAACCUCCGCAAGACGAGAUUCAGCUGAGCGAGCCCUACUACCAGGCGGAUGUGCUGGAGGUAGAGGAGGGAGAGGAGAACUAUCUGGUGCAGCCAUCGGAGGAGGAUCGAGCUCUGCUGGACUCGAUGCUGAAGCAGCUGGCGCUGGAUAGAGGGAUCAUUGCCGACGUACUCUCGAGGGCAAAGGGAGCUCGGGGAGCAGACAAGGCUCAGAAGCUGAUCCAUGCGAUCGGAGACACCAUCCAACUGAUAGCAGACACUCUUGGAAUUCACUACUAAGAAAUUCAUUUUUCCUUUUCUUUGUACAUAAAGUUCAAAGCAGUUC
Molecule: messenger RNA, 1297 nt
Organism: Guillardia theta CCMP2712
Lineage: Eukaryota; Cryptophyceae; Pyrenomonadales; Geminigeraceae
Exons: 10
Coding region: 19-1251 (410 amino acids)
Biological process (GO): protein phosphorylation
Molecular function (GO): protein kinase activity; ATP binding
Source: RefSeq, a predicted model, not a curated record